Micromonas commoda is the source of this 804-nucleotide messenger RNA. RefSeq lists its product with no specific name. The record is from RefSeq and is a predicted model, not a curated record. The annotation marks the transcript as partial. Gene Ontology annotation, molecular function: catalytic activity. NCBI's taxonomy places the organism in Eukaryota, Viridiplantae, Chlorophyta, Mamiellophyceae, Mamiellales, Mamiellaceae. The transcript has a single exon.
GCAGCGCGCAGACUCCGAGAGCUUUUGGAUGAGGGAGGCUGCGUUUCGAUGCCGGGUGUGCACGAUGCGCUCAGCGCUAAGCUCAUCGCUCGCAGCGGCAGGUUUGAGUGUGCGUUCAUGUCCGGCUACGGCGUCGCCGCGUCCAGGCUCGGCGACCCCGACGUGGGACUAGCCACCCUCGGCGACAUGGUCGACGCGGGAAAGUCCGUCUGCAGAGCCGCUGGCGACAUGCCCGUGGUCGGCGACGGCGACACCGGAUUCGGCGGCGUCGCCAACGUCAGGCGCACGGUGUUCGAGUACCACGCCGCCGGGUUCGCGGCGGUGUCCAUCGAAGACCAGGUUUUCCCGAAGCGAUGCGCCUACGGAAAGGGCAUGAGAGUCGUCCCCAGGAGAGACGCAGUCGCGAGGCUCGCGGCGGCGCUCUCGGCGAGGGACGAGAUCAGGGCGAAGGGAGGAGACAUCCUCGUCAUCGGGCGGACGGACUCGCGCAUGGCGACGAACCCGGAGAUCGAGGACAACUUCAAGGAGGCCAUCCUGCGGUGCUUCGAGUUUAAGCAGCUCGGCGCGGACGCCGUAUGGAUGGAGGGACCGAGGAGCGGCGCGGAGAUGGAGGCGUUCAACGUCGCGAUGGAGGGAACGAGGACGAUACUGGCGCAGGUGGAGCGACCCGGUGUCGAGAUGUUGUCCCCGGGGCGAUGUGCCGAGCUCGGGUACGACGUCGCGCUGUACGGCCUGACGCUGUUGAGCGCGUCGGCGGCGGCGGUUGAGCGAGCGGCUCGCGUGAUGGGCCGGGGAGAUCACCCC